ACAAACGCUAGACGUCAGUAGGGCGAUUUCCAAAGGUUUUUUCUCUUUCUGUUGUUUUCCGGGAGAUAAACUGAAGCUGAACUGCAGCUGGUUCAAGAACCUGUCUGACUUUCUCUGUUUUGCACCUUUAAUCAUCAGGGAUUCACAGUCGGGAUGGCAGCUGUUAAAAUGACGGAGGGUACAGUGCAGGUGGAGAGCUGCAACGCGCCACUGUUCUACAGACAAAGCCAACCUGUGACAGGAGAAGCAAAAGUGUCGGUUCUGCUUCUUCACGGCAUACGUUUCUCUUCAGAAAACUGGCUCAGCAUCGGCACCCUGGAGACUCUGGCCAAAGCAGGUUGCCGUGCGGUCGCCAUCGACCUGCCAGAACUUGGUCAGUCUAAAUCAGCCAAAGCACCAGUGGCAGUGGGAACACCUGCCCCUGCAGGUUUCCUCAAAGAGGUGUGUGAGCAGCUGAAUCUAACCCCGGUGGUGGUGAUCAGCCCGUCCCUCAGCGGGAUGUAUUCCCUGCCCUUCCUCCUCGAGCACCAGGCUCUGGUGCGAGCCUACAUCCCUGUCGCUCCCAUCUGUACGGACAAAUUCACAGCGGAGCAGUACCAGAGUGUAAAGGUCCCAUCGCUGAUCGUUUACGGUGACCAGGACCAUCAGCUCGGGGAGGUGUCGCUCCGUAACCUGAGCAAUCUGGCCAAUCACAAAGUGGUGGUGAUGAAGGGAGCAGGCCACCCCUGUUACCUGGACGACCCAGACACUUGGCACAAAGCUCUUACAGACUUCCUUAACACGCUGUGAAGCUCUUUGCUGUGCAUUAGCGGCGCGAUCGCCAAGAAUGCGGUCACGCAAAAGCAAACACAUUAAUCACUCGUGAAGAAUUGAACUCACGUAUUCCAAAUGCUUAACCUGAUUUGUAUGUUUUGGUAACGUCUGCAAAUCGGGCCUUUUCUAAUGAUGACAGCAGAUGAACUUUUCCUUAAAAGGUUUAAGCCUGAAGCUUUUUGAGAAAUAUUGUUUCUUAAAUGAGAAAACCUGAUGUCAGUCUUGAAUCUGUACACUAAACACAAAGCUCAAGUCUGCAGCCGACUACUGAACCCAGGCGUGUAGGAUAACGACACGUGGAUCUCCCAGAUCACUGAACAGCGUCCAUUAUUUCCACUCUGGAAACUUUGUUUCCUGUUUCGUUGUCGUAAAAUAUUUAGUUUGAGUAAUUUUGGUUUAAUUUAGGUGACUGAACUGUAGCUUCAGUCACCUAAAUUAAACCAAAAUUACUCAAAAUUACUCAAACUAAAUAUUUCACUAACAUCAUAUAAAAUGACCAUGGUUGUUUUAGUGUUUGUUGCGUGCACACAAAACUGCAAGAGUCUUCCAACGGGCACCUGGUCAAGGCUGCGAAGCAGUUGGAAACACUUUGAGAAGCAUUUCUACAAAUGGGCAAGAUAGAAAUGUGUCAAACAUGUGCCGCUUUUAUGUCACAGUGUUUCUGUCCUAAUGCAGUUUAUCUGACUUUGCAGUAAUCAUUACAGAACUGCCUGAAAACAGCACAAACGAUGCCUUAAAUCUGCCAAAGACCAUUUUUCUGUGUAACUGAACCCAAGUUUUAAUAAAAGAAUGACACUUUA
Oreochromis aureus is the source of this 1613-nucleotide messenger RNA. RefSeq names its product abhydrolase domain containing 14B (gene abhd14b). Lineage: Eukaryota; Metazoa; Chordata; Actinopteri; Cichliformes; Cichlidae. The coding region runs from base 154 to 789 and encodes 211 amino acids. The record is from RefSeq and is a predicted model, not a curated record. The transcript is spliced from 4 exons. Gene Ontology annotation, cellular component: cytoplasm.